AUGAAUAGAACUCCCUCUCAUUCCUUAUAUAUGAGAAAUUCUCAUAAUCAAUCUCAUUCGCCAAUACCUUAAUAAAAAUUUAUUACUCCAGAAAAAUUAGUAAGAGUUAGUGGAAGUUCAGGCGUAAAAAUGAAUUCAAUUUAAAAAAAUGGUACAAGAAUUAGAAGUGAGGCAGUUGAAACUGUUAAUAAGGCGAAGGAACAAUAAAAGCUACAAGAAUAUGUUUAGGAAUUUGAAUAUAAGUUAGAACUUGUGUAAUAAAAAAAUGAAGAAUAAUAAUAAUUAGAGAUGAGAAUCUUAAUGUUGUUACAAAAAAAUCAUGAUUAAGCAGAAGAAAUGGAAUUAUUGAAAUAAGAGAAUGAAUAAUUAAAACAAUUAUUGUAUGAAUAACAGACUUAAAUUGUUGAGUAAAGUUAAGAAAUUUUGGCAUUAAAAGUUUAUAAAGAUGGAUUAAAGAAGUUAAGUUUCAGUGAUUACUUUCGAUAAUAAAAUAUAUGA
Molecule: messenger RNA, 498 nt
Organism: Paramecium tetraurelia
Lineage: Eukaryota; Ciliophora; Oligohymenophorea; Peniculida; Parameciidae
Exons: 2
Source: RefSeq, a predicted model, not a curated record